GAAUACACUUGAGUUGGUCGAGUGUGUUUGUAAUUGUGUGUGUUUGGUUUAACAUCCGUGCAUUUGUGUGGAUGAAUGCUCUCUGUCUCGUUUACUCCGUUGGUUUCGAGUUGACAGUGUGUUGUUGUCAUUGUUGGCAUUGUCUUCUGUUUUUGUGUAUCUCAAUUCACACAAAAAAAAAGUAUUUCGUUCGUGUAUAUUUAUUUCUUUUUUUCCAUCAUCAUUUGAAUUUUGUUGCGAAACGUCAAGCGCCAAGUAACAGAGUACACGCAAUUUUUGCACAGCCACCAGUGAAGUAACCAAAACAAAGAGAAGAAAAAUAGAAGAAAAUCCAAUCGUACACACAAUUUUGUUAUUGUUGUUUAUUUUUUCUCGUCUUAAUUUCUGUUUUGUCGCAACAUAUUCGUAUGUGUUUGCAGAGUCUUGACUUCUGUUUCGUUUACAAACAGCAAAGUCAAUAGCCAACACAUUUUUUUUCCCUGUUUCCAUCAACGAAUUCAUUUUGUGAUUCGAUUUCAAUCGAAUUGUAUUUAGAAAUAAAAACCAAGUGGAGUGUUUUGGAUUCGUACCAAACGAACGAUAAAAAAUAAACAAUAAUUCCGUGGAAGUGUAGACAUUGUGUAUUUGUGUAUGUGUUUGGAAUGAAAUCAUUCACGUUUCGACCUUUUACCUUUAAAAUUCGAUGCCGUUGCUAUACAAAGUUGACAAAGCAAAACUAGUUUUUUUUUCUCUCUCGUGCGCGCUUCAUUUCGGUGAACUGAUCACUUUGUAGCAAAGAAGAGAGCAUUUUUUUUUUCGUGUGCAAAAACUAAUCUAGAUGUGCCACUCAAUAGUGAUUAAAAAUUGAUUGAUACCGUGAAAAAAAAAAUUGUGAAAUUGUGCGCAAAACACUAGAGUGGAUACUUACGGAAAUUUACGAAAUUCCAAUAUUAUCAAUUGCAAUAAUAAACAGCAACCACACACAUAGCAACGAACGAUGUCUGAAUCAUAUGAUUAUUUAUUUAAAUUUCUGAUAAUUGGCAGUGCGGGCUCCGGAAAAAGCUGCCUACUACACCAUUUCAUCGAGAAUAAAUUCAAAGAAGACAGUUCGCAUACGAUAGGCGUUGAGUUUGGUUCGCGCAUUGUUAAUGUGGGUGGAUCUGUUGUCAAAUUACAAAUAUGGGAUACUGCGGGUCAAGACAGAUUUCGAAGUGUGACUCGAUCGUAUUAUCGCGGAGCGGCUGGUGCGUUACUUGUGUACGAUACAACAUCACGUGAUAGCUUCAAUGCGCUAUCGGCAUGGUUGAAUGAUGCUCGAACGUUGGCCAGUCCAAAUAUUGUCAUUUUACUGGUGGGCAAUAAACGUGAUUUGGAAGAAGCACGGGCCGUCACAUUCCUUGAGGCAAGCAAUUUUGCCCAAGAGAAUGAGCUCAUUUUCCUAGAAACCAGCGCCAAGACGGGUGACAACGUCGAAGAAGCCUUUUUAAGAUGUUCAAAGAGUAUUCUCGCUAAAAUCGAAACCGGUGAAUUGGAUCCAGAACGCACUGGUAGCGGAAUACAGUACGGCGAUGCUGCUCUCCGAAAUAUUCAGCUCAAACAGAGAAAUUCAUCACGAACGAGCCCGUCUGAUUGCAGAUGUGGACUAUAAUCAUAGGCAUAAGGAACUGAAUCUUAAAACAGAAAACAGAAAAAAAUUUGAAAUUUCAGAAACUUUAUAAAAAAAAAAAGAGAAAACGAAUGCACUAAAAUCGUGUCAAACUGCUGAAUUUACGGGCCAAGGAAAAAUGGACAUUUUUAACUUUAUUUUUUUUUCGAUUGGGUGAAAUUUUUUUAUUUGUUUGAAAAAAAAAAUGUAUUUAAUAUAUCCAAUCUAUCGGGUCAGUCGUUAAGAAUUGAUUGAUACGUAGAAUGCGGUAUUUUAAGUCUCUCUCUUAUUUUUUUUUUUAACAUUUUAAACCCGUUUUCAUUGUCCAUUUUGUCCGUUGCCAGUCAAUUUACUGAAUGAUUCACAAAUAUUUUGUAAUACAGGAUAAGGGAUGUUAAACAGAAUUCCAUAAGAUAGAUUUGCACCAGAGGAUAAAACAAAGUAUAUAUAUAUCAUAUAAUGAGAGCGUAGGUCGUGUCUAUUUUCAUUUGAACAAUAUCAACAUUCGUUUCACACGUCUUCAAAAGAGACAGACAAACGAAAAGAGGGAAACAAAGACAGUGGAAAAGUUUGAAAUGAAAUUGAAAAUUGUUCUGAUGGAAAUGUUGGCAAGAGAAUGGGUUGAAAUUAUCACAUAAAAUUUUCCUUGUUUAAAUCUCUAUGUUCUUUUUCUUUCACUAAAAGUGGCCUUAAAUUACUUUCUUUUCUUCCUUUUUCUUUUUGGGCAAAGAGAGAAAGAAAAAAAAAAUCAAAAAUAUAAUGAAAAUUGUAUUUGCUACCAAAUAAUUUCUAUUCUCUCUUCUUUACAACCAAAUUCGGCUUUGAACAAUCGAUAAUUAUAUGUUAAACAAAAAAAAAAUAUCUUAUUUUGCUGGAGAGUUUCGCCUCACCUAUUGUUUACCCUCAAUAAAAAUCGUGCACUUGCACAUUUGAAAAAAACCGUAAUGGUAAA
Sitodiplosis mosellana (orange wheat blossom midge) is the source of this 2576-nucleotide messenger RNA. It is a transcript of the gene Rab4, whose product is annotated as ras-related protein Rab-4B. Bases 977 to 1627 code for a protein of 216 amino acids. NCBI's taxonomy places the organism in Eukaryota, Metazoa, Arthropoda, Insecta, Diptera, Cecidomyiidae. The transcript is spliced from 5 exons. The record is from RefSeq and is a predicted model, not a curated record. Gene Ontology annotation, cellular component: endosome. Gene Ontology annotation, biological process: Rab protein signal transduction; regulation of endocytosis. Gene Ontology annotation, molecular function: GTP binding; GTPase activity.